This is a messenger RNA of Enterobius vermicularis (human pinworm), 660 nucleotides long. NCBI's taxonomy places the organism in Eukaryota, Metazoa, Nematoda, Chromadorea, Rhabditida, Oxyuridae. The record is from the annotation of a GenBank genome assembly.
AUGACGAUGAUUAUUAUCAUAGCAACAAUAGCUUUGAUAUUCGAGUCAGUAUACGCUGGACAAGAUGUACCAAAUGAUUUACGACUAAAACUGAAAGCUGCCAGUACAUUUCACGACUUCAUGAAAACAGCUAAAGUGCAACUCAAACAGAAAGCGCCAGACCGUGCAAGAAUAAAAAUAUCGUCAUUUUCUGCCAUGGCUUCCACUAAACGAGGUCCAUCCAGAAGCAGUCAAUUGAUAACAUGCCCUGACCCAAUGAAAAUUCUUAGCUCAAUUAAACAAGGUAACGAUACGUGUCUUCUACAAAAUGUCUGUGUUCCGGUACCUAUAGAUAUAUCCAAUUCUCAAGUGUUGGUAUUUCCAAGAUGUUAUGAAGUUCCUCAGUGUGUUGGAUCAUGCUGUGAUGUUGCAGAGUCUUGUCAUGCCCUCUCGAAAGAAUACGUUGAAAAACCGGUUGUUGAAAUGAUAUAUAUGGGAAACAACAACUUUGAGGUGAACCAAUCCAUCAUUGUAAAAAUGGAAAAACAUCUGUCAUGCGGAUGCCGAGACUGCUUAGCAAUGGGGAAUGUCAACUGUAACAGUAACCAUUUCAUAGGUCCAAGUUGUGCAUGUAUAUGUAGAAAUCAAGAAGACAGAACUAAAUGUACAGGUAACAACUAA